Zasmidium cellare ATCC 36951 is the source of this 3606-nucleotide messenger RNA. RefSeq lists its product as uncharacterized. Gene Ontology annotation, molecular function: phosphorelay sensor kinase activity. Gene Ontology annotation, biological process: phosphorelay signal transduction system; phosphorylation; regulation of DNA-templated transcription. NCBI's taxonomy places the organism in Eukaryota, Fungi, Ascomycota, Dothideomycetes, Mycosphaerellales, Mycosphaerellaceae. The coding region runs from base 1 to 3606 and encodes 1201 amino acids. The transcript has a single exon. The record is from RefSeq and is a predicted model, not a curated record.
AUGGAUGAGAGACUGGGAAGCAGCCUGCUGGACCUGCCGCUCGAACUACGCGCCCUCGCCGAUUUCCUCAGCGUCGACAACAGCCCUACCACCAUCUUGCGCGUGCCGGCGCAUGAGAGCGAGCAGUGCGAGACGGUCUACUGCAACGAAGCGUUCCAAACCCUUCCAAGUCCCGAGAAAGAGCUGGAGGAUCUCCAAGGCGCCCUCAAGCGGACCCUCGCACUAGACAGGGAUCUUCACAACCGACAUUUAUCUGGCGCAAGAUGGCAGACAAGAGUUUCAAAGAAUUACUGCAUCGCCACUGCAGUCGUUGGCAGGGCACACAUUAUCGAUCAGCGUCCGUUCGAGCUCAACGCUCAAGGAGUCAAGGUGCAUAGUAACGGAUACUCGAACGGAGAUGUGCCGUCGAAGCAGAAUGGUCACGUCAACGGCGAUGCUCUUGACUCGGAAUAUGAGCCCUCGAAACGAUGUCUGGAUUGGACAAGGAGCGACACCCCCAGCGUAUCUCCAUGGACGGACUUCGUGAGGAGUGUCGAUUGGGCUUCCACUGCAGUAGGCCCAAUGGAUUCCUGGCCGAUGCAGCUACGCCAGUACGUGAUGGCUAUCAUGGUCAAUCCAAAUCCACGUAUUUUGGUAUGGGGUGAUCAUUGGGUAUUCUUUUACAAUGAAGCUUGCGUACAGCUUUUUGGCAAAAAGCAUCCGGAAUGCAUGGGACAGCACACCUCAGUUGCGUUUUCUGAAGCCUGGCCCGAGAUUGAGCCUUUGAUCGGCACUGCCUAUCGAGGGGAAACACUCAAGGUUGAGCGUGCGCUCAUGUCGAUCGAGAGGAAUGGGUUUCUCGAAGAGACCUACUGGGACUUCACCCUUCUACCUGUACUCAGUCUGGAUGGCCACGCGAUGGGGGCCCUGGAUGAAAUCACGGAGGUGACCACAAGUGUGACUGGUGAGCGUCGGCGUAAUGCUGUAAGCUCUCUUACUGAGUACAUCGAGACUGCGAGCACGCUACCCCAAUUGUGGAGCGCCGUUCUUGAAAGCCUGGGGUCUUCCAGUGUGGACAUACCGUUCGCAAUGCUCUACGCAGUGGUCGAUGAUGUACCUGAGACGAACGAAACUGAGUCCAUAUCAACAGAGUCUCAAUCGAACGCUCCACAUAAGAAGACCGUUCUAGCGGGCACAGUAGGUCUGGGCAGCGACCACCAGGAUGCGGUGGAGACCUUUGCACUGUUGGAGCACAUUGAGACUGGUCCAGGGCUGGUUUCAUCAUGCUUACAGGCUUGGAAAGGAGGCCGUCCCAUCAUGGUCUCCACCGAAGACGGCACGCUACCAGAAUCACUCGCCACUGGUGUUCCUGGUCGAGGAUUCGGAGAUUCGUUGCGCAAAGCCAUUAUUUCCCCUAUCAAGUCAACAACUACGGGAGGCGAGGUACUCGCCAUCCUUGUGACAGGCCUGUGUCCCCGCGCUCCUAUCAACGCCGAGUACAAGCUGUACUUGCAGAUCACCAUCGAGUUCAUUGAGAAGGCAGCAGCUUUGAUCUCUUUGCCCGAGGAGUAUCGUCGAACGCAGAAGAUUUCCGACGAUAUUAACAAUGCGUUGGCACAACAACUGAAGCUGACUACUCUCAAGGCAGAGAGGAGUGAGGCCAAGUUCUCUCGUCUGGCAGCGACUUCUCCCACUGGAAUGUUCCUGCUCGACUCUGAAGGAAGGGCUUUAUACGUCAAUGAUACAUAUCUCGACAUGCUUGGCCUUCCUCCCGAUGAUAGCGUUGUCAAAAGGCCCGAAGGAUCGGCAUGGAAGGAGCAAGUCCAUGAAGAGGAUCUUGAUCGGUUUAUCGAAACAUGGGAUGUGCUCAAAGAACAGAAGGUUCCCAUUACAAUCGAAUAUCGCUCGAAGAAGCCGUGGAAGUCGACAGACAAAUCUGGCCAAGAGAUGUCAGGCGAAAGUUGGCUGUUGGCCACUGCCUUCCCAGAGAUCGAAGCAGAUGGCUCAGUCUCGACCAUUCAGGGAUGGCUGACAGACAUAUCUCAUCGGAAAUUUUCCGAACAACUGCUCUCGCAACGGCUUGAAGACGCUCUAGAGAAUAAACGACAGACUGAAAACUUCAUCGAUAUGACAUCCCACGAAUUGCGCAAUCCGCUGAGCGCUAUCUUGCAAAGCGCAGACUCGAUCGUGUCGACGCUUGACGCUGCUGGACCGGGGUCGAGUCUUCGCGAUGAGGAGAUCUCAUUGUCCGCACGCACGGUGGAAGAGAUCGUCGAUGCUGCUCAAACGAUCAUUCUGUGUGCUCAGCACCAAAAGCGCAUUGUGGACGACAUUCUGACGCUAUCAAAACUCGACGCAAGUCUGCUGGUUAUUUCACCUGAGAAAGUGCAACCACCCAUGCUUGUCACGAAAGCAUUGAAAAUGUACGAGGCGGAGAUUGCGCGAGCCGGCAUCGAUGCUCAACUUUGUAUCGAGCCAUCCUACGAGGAAUUAGGUGUUGACUGGGUUAUUCUGGACCCCAGCCGCCUGCUUCAAGUCGUCAUCAAUCUCUUGACGAAUUCGAUCAAGUUCACGCAAUACAGCACGGAACGCAGAAUCAAGGUCUGUUUGGGAGCCUCCUACCAGGCUCCUUCCGGCAAGCAUCACGGUAUCAGCUUCGUCCCCGUCAGACAUGCGCGGCAUGCACGGACUCCAGCCAUCGAGUGGGGCGAAGGUGAGGAUAUAUACUUACAGAUUGCCGUCUAUGACACUGGUCGUGGGUUGAGCGAGGACGAGAUGAAAGUCCUCUUUCAACGCUUCUCGCAGGCCUCGCCAAAAACGUACAAGCAAUAUGGUGGUAGUGGACUCGGCCUCUUCAUCUCUCGUGAGCUGUGUGAGCUCCAAGGCGGGCAGAUUGGUGUUGCGAGCGAGAAGGGAAAGAGAACUGUCUUCACAUUUUACGUCAAAGCGAAGCGGUGGAUACCAGAUUCUCCAAGGAUGGCGAGGCGGCCGCCUGUCACUCGCUUUGCGAGCACAUCCGCCAGCCCGGUGGCUUUCAGUAGACGAGGCAGCGCUGUUCUCCAAAAUGUCAGCAACCAAAUGGGACACGAAACGAAGGAGAGCGAGGCAAUAUGCGAAGUAUUCGAGCCGCAAUCUGACCAGAGCUCCACGGCCCAGCAGCUGAAAGUCCCUACACCGACCACCAACGGCGCGCACAAAACUGAGAUGCAUGUACUCAUAGUAGAGGACAAUCUGGUCAACCAGAAGGUCAUGUCGCAGCAGCUGAGGAGAGCGGGUUGUGUCGUGCAUGUCGCAAACCACGGCGGCGAAUGUUUGGACUUCCUGGAGAAGUCGACAUUCUGUUCCUCAGACACAAUGUUGCAUGUAAUCUUACUGGACCUCGAGAUGCCUACGAUGGACGGGCUGACGUGUGUAAAGCACAUUCGCGAGAGGCAACUCAGCGGCAAAAUCACUGGCCAUGUUCCAGUCAUUGCAGUGACUGCCAAUGCGCGAAAUGAGCAGAUCUCUAUUGCCAUCGAUGCUGGCAUGGACCAAGUUGUCACCAAACCCUUUCGCAUUCCGGAGCUUGUCCCACAGAUGGAGGCUCUGGUCGCAGAAGUUGCUUGGGCAAAGCAAAACUUGACUUGA